CAACAGCCAAAUUAAGCAGCAGCCAGCAGCCAACUGCAUCGAUAUCGAUCGAUCACUCGACCGACCAUCUCACAAGCAAAGCAAAAGCUCGUGGCAACAAUGGCGAAGUGGGCGGCGAUCAUGGCGGUGCUGCUGCUGGCGGCGGCGUGGGCGCCGGCGCCGGCGACGGCGCAGUGCAACGCCGGGCAGCUGGCGAUCUGCGCGGGCGCGAUCAUCGGCGGGUCGACGCCGUCGGCGUCGUGCUGCUCCAACCUGCGCGCGCAGAGGGGGUGCUUCUGCCAGUACGCGCGCAACCCGGCGUACGCCUCCUACAUCAACAGCGCCAACGCCCGCAAGACCCUCACCUCCUGCGGCAUCGCCAUCCCCCGCUGCUAGGCACGCUCGAUCUCCCGCCGCCGCGCGCCGCCGCUCGCCGGCGCCGGCGCCGGCCAUGGUGCGUGGCAAAUAUAUAUAUAUAUAUAUAUAUAUAUAUAUAUAUAUAUAUAUAUACUGUGUGUACGUGCGCUUGAAUAAAGGACGUGAGUUAAUUUGAUCGGUGUCGAUGGUGUGUUUUUUUGGUAUUCAAAGUUUGAAUUCCGAAUUUGGUCAUCAGUUUAUAUAUCUUGAGCUCAUCUAUAGCCGUGUUUAGUUCCUUUUCAAAUUCUUUUUUAAGUAUACGGACACAUAUUUGAAGUAUUAAAUAUAGACUAAUAACAAAACAAAUUACAGAUUUCACCUGUAAAUUACGGGAUGAAUCUA
This is a messenger RNA of Oryza sativa Japonica Group (Japanese rice), 738 nucleotides long. The record is from RefSeq and is a predicted model, not a curated record. Lineage: Eukaryota; Viridiplantae; Streptophyta; Magnoliopsida; Poales; Poaceae.